AUGUCCCUGAGGCCGCCGAAGUUCCAGGCGGUGGGCGAAGAGGAUGAGGAGGAAGAGAGCCUGGAUUCGGUGAAGGCGCUGACGGCCAAGCUGCGGCUGCAGACACGGCGGCCCUCGUACCUGGAGUGGACGGCCCAGGUGCAGAGCCAGGCCUGGCGCAGGGUCCGAGCCGGGCCCGGGCCGGGGGCGCCCGGGGCCAUCUGCGGCUUUGACUCCAUGGACUCUGCCCUGGAGUGGCUGCGCCGGGAGCUGCGGGAGAUGCAGGCUCAGGACCGGCGGCUGGCGGGGCAGCUGCUCCGCCUGCGGGCCCAGCUGCACCGGCUGAAGGUGGACCAGGCCUGCCAUCUGCACCAGGAGCUGCUGGACGAGGCAGAGCUGGAGCUGGAGCUGGAGCCGGGCGCCGGCCUGGCCCUGGCCCCGCCGCUGCGGCACCUCGGCCUCACCCGCAUGAACAUCAGCGCCCGGCGCUUCACGCUCUGCUGA
Pipistrellus nathusii (Nathusius's pipistrelle) is the source of this 483-nucleotide messenger RNA. The record is from the annotation of a GenBank genome assembly. NCBI's taxonomy places the organism in Eukaryota, Metazoa, Chordata, Mammalia, Chiroptera, Vespertilionidae.